Cebus imitator (Panamanian white-faced capuchin) is the source of this 2609-nucleotide messenger RNA. It is a transcript of the gene SPRYD7, whose product is annotated as SPRY domain containing 7. The transcript is spliced from 5 exons. Gene Ontology annotation, molecular function: protein binding. The coding region runs from base 264 to 854 and encodes 196 amino acids. Lineage: Eukaryota; Metazoa; Chordata; Mammalia; Primates; Cebidae. The record is from RefSeq and is a predicted model, not a curated record.
ACUAGCCCCACCCGUCUCCCCGGCCCCGCCCCGCCUCUCGCCCAGUCCAGUCCCUCCCCCGCCCCUUGAUCCUCCGCGUUUUCCUGGCAGGCCAGUUUGGCUUUAGCCUGAAUUGCGCCCUCCCGGCCUAGGGUGUCGCUGUACCGGCUUCUGAGCUCCACACAGACAAGUCCCGCGCUCAGGCAGGGGUAGGAGACAGAGCGAAGCGGCUGGGGGCGGUGUCGCCGCGGACUAGGGACGGCGGAGUCGGUAGUCCCUGCGCUAUGGCCGCCUCGGUGUUUUGCUGCCUGCCGUGCUGCAGAGACGGCGGGACCGGCCACAUCCCUCUGAAGGAGAUGCCGGCUGUGCAGCUAGACACGCAACACAUGGGAACAGAUGUUGUCAUUGUAAAGAAUGGAAGAAGAAUAUGUGGAACAGGAGGUUGUUUAGCCAGCGCACCUUUACAUCAAAACAAAAGCUAUUUUGAAUUCAAAAUCCAGUCCACAGGAAUCUGGGGUAUUGGUGUUGCGACUCAGAAGGUUAACUUAAAUCAGAUUCCUCUCGGCCGAGAUGUGCACAGUCUGGUGAUGAGAAAUGAUGGAGCCCUGUACCACAACAACGAAGAGAAAAAUAGGCUACCGGCAAACAGUCUUCCACAGGAGGGAGAUGUGGUGGGUAUUACAUAUGACCAUGUGGAAUUAAAUGUAUAUUUGAAUGGAAAAAACAUGCAUUGUCCAGCAUCAGGUAUACGAGGGACGGUGUAUCCAGUUGUUUAUGUUGAUGACAGUGCAAUUUUGGAUUGCCAGUUCAGUGAAUUUUAUCAUACGCCUCCUCCUGGUUUUGAAAAAAUAUUAUUUGAACAGCAGAUCUUCUGAAUGUAUUUGUUUUUGAAACUUGUAUUUCUGCACUGUUCAAAAAUGUUUAUCAUUUAAUAAAGCUUUACCUGGCCUAUAGAUGAAAAUAUAUUCUUAAAAAUAUGCUUGUUAAUGCUGUCUAAGGAACCAGUAUAUUCAUUAUACCACCCUGAAGUUGUGAUUUAAAAUACUUUAUGUUUUGUGAAAUGAAAAUAAACAUUUGGGCAAUUUAUUUAAUUCUUAUUUAAAUAAAUAGAACUGGAUUUAAUGAACAGUAUUACAUGGCUAUAUAGAUAUAUAUAUUUAAAGAAGACUCUUUCUUACAUAAUAUAUUUGUUUUGAUAGAGAUGUAGAGUUGGGUGGGUGUUUUUGUCACUCUGAAGUUUAGACCUCAUUAAGUAUUUUAGGUCUCUGUCCUUUUUUAUAUACAAUAUAACAAAGUGAAAGAAAUUUAUAUUAUUGGGAACUUCACUUUUGGCGAUCUAUUUACUGUAUCAUGUACCACUUUUCUUAAAACUUAAAUUGCUUACUUUGUUGUGUAAUGUCAUUACUCUUGAUUUUCUCUGUGAAAGGAGAUAAACGUUUCAGUAAUUGUAAGAGCAUUUUAUUGCCUCAUGCUACGUUACCUCAAUUUCAGAGUAAGUAGUGGUUGAUUAGUAAUGUAGUAUACACUGGCAGACAUAUAGAGUAGUAUAUAUAAUGCUUUACAUUUAAAUGAGAUUAUUCUUUUAAGGAUUUUUAUUUGUAUGUUUUCUGGAAUAAAUAGUUGUAAUUAAGGAAUGUACAAUACUAUAUUAAACACAUUCUUCCUAUUUUGUUAAUUACACACUAAAUUCACAUCACCUGUGAUUAUUUCAAUUCAGAGAUAAGUAAAUCCUCUUCACCACCCUGAGUCUUUGUCCAGUUCCUAAGAAUCACUGUCCUUUAGUUAAUGCCCUGUGACCUGAACUAAUCACUCUAUACAUCUUCAGAUACAUUGUCUGUUUUCAAAUGAGCAUGGCAAGGAUGCAUACAUUUCCCUCAUUUUAUCAACAAGAAGCAGUACAUUGUGCAGGAAAACAUGGGUGUUAGAAAGAGAUCCAAAUUGUAGUUUUGCUGCUCAUUCCAUUUUCUUCUCAGGUGAGAUCCCCAGUCUCUCCAAGUCUCAGAUUCCCAUUUAUAAAAGGAACAAUCAUACUGACAUAAGAUUCUAUGAUUAAAUAAGGUAAUACAUGUAUUACAUCUUAAUAAUCAUAGGCACUUAAUAAAUGUAGUUUCCUUGAUGCUAAAGCAUCAGAGAAUGUGGUUUUCAUGAUGCACCUCAGACUAGCAACAUCAGCAUCACUGGAAUUUGUUAAAAAUGGACACUCUCAGGCCCCACCCCAGACCCACCAAAUCAGAAACUAGGGGAUAGCACCCAGGAAUCUGUGUUUGAAGUCCCUUCAGGUGAACCUGAUACAUACUAAAGUUUGAGAACUGCUGCUCAGUUGAGAAUUAUUUGCCUACUGUAAAUUUUCUAAGGAUUUAUGAUGGGCUAUUUUUGACCCAUAGGCUCAGAGAAUCCUGCAAAAUACUUUUUAAAUGUUUAUUUGGCAGACAAAAAUGUGACAAUAUGCUUUGAAAACAUAUAUAUACUUAAGUAACAUAUUUAUAUAAAUCCCAAAUUUUACCUCUGAAGGUAUAUGAAAUUGAGCUAUGUAUUAUGCAUUUUGUCUGGCUUUCUAUCAUAAUUUCAAUUUGUAAAGAAUGUGCUUACUUGGGAAAGCAAAUUAAAGUGACUACUGUUUGUUAUCUUAA